Molecule: messenger RNA, 849 nt
Organism: Pyrgilauda ruficollis (rufous-necked snowfinch)
Lineage: Eukaryota; Metazoa; Chordata; Aves; Passeriformes; Passeridae
Exons: 2
Coding region: 1-849 (282 amino acids)
Biological process (GO): response to bacterium
Source: RefSeq, a predicted model, not a curated record
AUGCGGCGGUGUCGGGGCGCGGGGCUGGCGGCGCUGGCCGCGCUGCUCAUCGUGGCUGUGGUCAGAGCCCAAGUACAGCAGGAGCCAUUUCUGGAGACCACCGAGGGCACCAGCAUCAGCAUCAAGUGCUCUCACCCCAAUAUCCGGACGGCCGAUUUCAUCCACUUCUACCGUCAGCUGCCGGGCCAAAGGCCUGAAUUUCUGGCAAUGACUGUUAAACAGUCCAAGGAGUUGCGAUCCCCUGAAGGACGCCUGUCGGUGUCGACAGAUCGGCGAUCCAGCGCGCUGUGGCUCGGCCGGCCCCGGCGCGGGGACGCGGCCGUGUAUUACUGCGCGCUGGGGGCCACGGGCAGAGGAGCCGGGGCUGCGGCCGGGCACGAACCGCCGCGGGCGGGGCCGGGCGGGGCCAGCAGGGGGCGCUGCCGCUCCGCCCGCCGGGCUCCCGGGGCUCCUCCUCGCCCCGCACGUCCCGGGCUGCCGGCGCCAGAACCGACACCGGCACCGCCAAUGGGACCCGGACCGAUACCAGGACCGAUAGCAGCACCGACAACCCACUCCGGAACCCACACCAACGCCAAAGCUGGCACUGAUGCCGACACCGACACUAACAUCAGCACCCACACCGACAGCUCCAGCUUGGAGUUACCGACCGUGCUCUGCCCCUCUCCUCAGCCCGGGCUGCGUCCAGCUGAGCUCCUGUCGGCAGCAAACAAACCUGCCAGGCCUCAGCUACAUGUGCACACUGAGAUGCUCUGUGUGUGGCAGGGAGGGCAGCUGGUGUUGGACUUGGCAGGGUCAACUUCUGCAUCUCGUGUUUCCAAGGCUUCAGUGUGGCAGGGGAAAGAUUGA